GUUAGCUAUGGCUGAAGUCCCGGAGUGUUUGCUGAAAGCCCAGCGAUGGGCGAAGCAUGUGCUGCAAAAUGUGGGGAUCGAUAAGGAGAACGUGUGGACGUGCGAGAAGAACGCAAAGGCUAGAGCCUCUCAUUUCGACAUGUUGGCCGAAGGUACUUGUCGCUUCACAGAUGUAGAAUCGUUCAUCGAUUCUGAGACCCUGAAAGAAAUGAAGAAGAUCAGUGUGAAGGGGAAUGUUCAGAAAUUCAAGAAAUGGUUUCAGCUAGCAAAAAAGGGCAAGGUGGCCAAGAAGGCAUUCUGCUCACGACACUUGAAGCAGUGCUGCAUCCGGAAGAGGUUCCUAGAUACCAGCGGGACCAUAUGCACUGCAUACAGCACUUUGGGGUCAUUAGAAAAGGAGGAAUCCGUGAACGCCAUUCUUUUGUGCAUCUACAUGGUGUGUUGUUUCAAGCAAGGUGUACCGAUCGUGCUCCAUGAGAACGUAUUAGGUUUUGAAACAACGUCCAUGAGAGACUUCGCAGAAGAGAUGGGGUAUGAGCAUGUGGCGUUUUCCACCAAGCCGAUGGACGUCGGUAUGCAUGUGGGAAGGCCUCGCAAGUACCUUGUUUUCUAUAUAAUUUCAAACACGUAUGGCCCUGUGUAUCAGCCAACAGCUGCGUCCGCAGAUAUGUAUGUAUAUAUAUAUAUUUAUUUAAAUAUUUAG
Messenger RNA from Cladocopium goreaui, 703 nucleotides. The record is from the annotation of a GenBank genome assembly. NCBI's taxonomy places the organism in Eukaryota, Dinophyceae, Suessiales, Symbiodiniaceae.